GCGCGGGACGAAGCCAUGGAGCCGUGGCCCGGGGACUGCGCGGCAGCGGUGGCUGCGGCGCUUGUUCUGCUGCUGCUGGGUGCCCAGGCUUGGGGCAGCACUCUGAGCCCCAAGUGUGACUGUGGUAGUGAUUUCCAGAAGAAGAAUGGUACAUUUUGUUGCAGGGGCUGUCCAGCAGGGCACUACCUGAAGGGCCCCUGCAAAAAGCCCUGUGAUACCUCCACAUGCCUUCUGUGUCCACCGGGCAGUUUCUUAGCCAGAGAGAACCACAGUGAGAAGCAGUGUUCCCGCUGCCAGGCCUGUGAUGAGGAGGCCUUCCAGGUGGCCCUGGAGAACUGCUCAGCAGUGGCAGACACCCACUGUGGCUGUGAACCAGGCUGGUUUGUGGAGUGCAAGGUCAGUCAGUGUAGCAGCAGUUCACCCUUCUUCUGUCGCCCAUGCCUAGACUGCAAGACCCUGCACCGCCAUACACUGCUGUCCUGUUCCAGCAAAGACUCUGACUGUGGGACCUGCCUACCUGGCUUCUAUGAGCAUGGUGAUGGCUGCGUACCCUGCCCCACGAGUACCCUCGGGAGCUGUCCUAGGCCCUGUGCUGCUGUUUGUGGCUGGAGGCAGAUGUUCUGGGUCCAGGUACUCCUGGCUGGCCUGGCAGUCCCACUCCUUCUCAUGGCCACCCUGACCUACACAUACCGCCGUUGCUGGUCUCAAAAGCCCAAGUUUCCCACAGGUGAACCUGGGACAGAGGCUCUGACCCCACCGGUAGGAAUCUCAGUAUGUGGAGGGAAGAUGGCCUCCCACCGCUCACCCUCGGACAGUGCUCACACCCUUCUGGUGCUCCCCGACAACCCUAAGGCCUGCACGGUCCAGUUGCGAGACAAAUGCUGGACCCUUAGCUCCCCCGGGACCCAGGAGGCACCCUGUCCGCAGAUGACAUGGCCUUGGGACCAAUUGUCCAACAGAGCUCUUGGCCCUCCUCCGGCGCCGGUGCUUUCGUCAGCGCCCCCUGCAGACUCUCCGGCUGCUGUGCUCCAGCCGGGCCCUCAGCUCUAUGAUGUGAUGGACGCUGUCCCCGCGCGGCGCUGGAAGGAGUUUGUGCGCACGCUGGGGCUGCGAGAGGCGGAGAUCGAGGCCGUGGAGGUGGAGAUCGGCCGCUUCCGAGACCAGCAGUAUGAGAUGCUCAAGCGCUGGCGCCAGCAGCAGCCUGCCGGCCUGGGCGCAGUCUAUGCAGCUCUGGAGCGCAUGGGGCUGGAUGGCUGCGCUGAAGAUCUGCGCAGCCGCCUGCAGCGCGGCCCGUGACGCGGCCACCCGCCACUUACGUGCUCCAGUGGCCCUUACAGAAUCCCUAAGUAUGGUUACUUAUACGUGUAGAUAUUUUAUGUCACUUAUUAAGACACUGGAAUGGCCCUGCGUAGCAGCGCCAGCCAGCCUCACCCCUGCUCAUCCGCAGGGCUCUGGUUAAGGUGAAGAAGCGUGGCCCCAAUAUCCAGAGAGGGUCAAGAGAUUGCUUAGUUGUUUCUCGGCCUGGGCUUGGCUGAGACCUUGGUAUUAAAUGUAUCAAGAAAAGUGGCA
Messenger RNA from Otolemur garnettii (small-eared galago), 1569 nucleotides. RefSeq names its product TNF receptor superfamily member 25 (gene TNFRSF25). Gene Ontology annotation, cellular component: plasma membrane. Lineage: Eukaryota; Metazoa; Chordata; Mammalia; Primates; Galagidae. The transcript has 10 exons. Gene Ontology annotation, molecular function: protein binding. The record is from RefSeq and is a predicted model, not a curated record. Bases 16 to 1296 code for a protein of 426 amino acids. Gene Ontology annotation, biological process: signal transduction.